Glycine soja is the source of this 807-nucleotide messenger RNA. Its product is annotated as GDSL esterase/lipase EXL3-like. The record is from RefSeq and is a predicted model, not a curated record. Bases 214 to 696 code for a protein of 160 amino acids. Gene Ontology annotation, cellular component: extracellular region. The transcript has 3 exons. NCBI's taxonomy places the organism in Eukaryota, Viridiplantae, Streptophyta, Magnoliopsida, Fabales, Fabaceae. Gene Ontology annotation, molecular function: hydrolase activity, acting on ester bonds.
UCAUCUAUAUCGUUGUCCGGUCAAAUAGACAUGUUCAAAGAAUACAUAAGAAAGCUAAAAGGACUCGUUGGAGAGGACAGAACAAACUUCAUCCUAGCCAAAUAAUAUUGUUCUUGCGGUGGAAGGCAGCAACGACAUUUCCAACACAUAGUUUUUGAGUCAUGCUAGAGAAGUAGAAUAUGAUAUAUAUUCGUGCUUACGUACACUGACCAAAUGGUUAGGUCAGCUUCUAAUUUCUUAAAGGAAAUAUAUCAACUAGGUGCUCGGAGGGUAGGAGUAUUCAGUGCUCCACCAAUUGGGUGUGUGCCAUUUCAGAGAACACUGUUUGGAGGAAUAGUUAGAAAAUGUGCAGAAAAGUACAAUGACGCGGCCAAGUUAUUCAACAACAAACUUGCAAAUGAGUUGGCUUCCCUUAACCGGAACGUGCCUAAUUCCAGGAUGGUUUACGUAAACCUUGAUGUUUGCAACCCUCUACUUGAUAUCAUUGUAAAUUACCAAAAUUAUGGAUUUAAAGUGGGAGACAGAGGAUGCUGUGGUACGGGCAAAAUAGAGGCCGCUGUGCUAUGCAACCCUUUGCAUCCCACGUGUCCAGAUGUGGGAGACUACGUUUUUUGGGAUAGUUUUCAUCCUUCAGAAAAUGUUUACAGAAAGCUCGUAGCUCCUAUUCUUCGAAAAUAUUUGUACCAGUUCCUCUGAGUUUCUUAUUAGUUUUAGUUUUACAGUCAACUUCUAAAUAAUGUAGAGUUUGGCACUCUCCUUGCAAGACCAAAUAAUUAAUUAUUGAUUUUAAUUUAAAUAUACUAUUAA